Penaeus vannamei (Pacific white shrimp) is the source of this 1899-nucleotide messenger RNA. NCBI's taxonomy places the organism in Eukaryota, Metazoa, Arthropoda, Malacostraca, Decapoda, Penaeidae. The record is from RefSeq and is a predicted model, not a curated record.
AUGAACAUUGAUGCUCUCCCUUCUCCUAUGGACCAUAGCAUAAUAUAUAUGGGUGCUUUUAACGCUCGGCAUUCUGCUUUAGGUGGACGUUCUAAUACUGUCAGCUACAGUGGCACACAAGUUACGAAGUUCAUACAGCACAACCACCUAACUCGCUGGGAUACAGGAGGUGCCACGCAUUCUGGAGGAGGCACCUUUGACCACAUACUUACCUAUGGAUGCAGCAUCUCAGUGCAUUCAUCUGCCUAUCAGCGCACCUGUAUCAGUGUCCCUCCAAAGUACUGCUCUAACUAUAUUUCCUACAUAACUGGUCUCUUCUUCAAGCUUGAUCUCGGUUCUCCUGAGAAGUUAUACUCGUCUCUUGUAUCUUUAACGCAUGAAUUUUAUAACCACUAUGUUCGCAGACCAAACAUUAAGCGCCAGUUUGGAGCUCAUGAUGGACACUUGACAGACGCAUCAAGGCAGCAGAGAGACAGCCUUGUCUAUCAGAGGGAUCCAACUCCAGACAACCUGAAGCAAUACCAGACGUCCAGCAGUACCUUUGUUGCCUUACAACAAUGUGUUCAUCGUGAUGCCUGGCAUGAUUUCACGAAUACCAUCAAUCAUCAGACCAGUGUGGGGUCCAUGUGGCGACUUAUCAGGAAGGCUUUAAAGAAAAAGACCCCAAGUGCACUCCAUCACAGUCUAGUUCAGUAUGCACAAGAUCUUGUUAAGGCCUGGUCGCAGCAAGCCAGUGUUCAAAGCCUUCCUUCAUAUGUACAAGAGGUGCUCUCCUCUCAGAAAAUUCGCCGUGCUCUACGCCUGUCAGCAGCCCUGCUAAAGAAAGAUGAGGAGGAAGACAUUCCAAUAACAAAGGAUGAACUUUGCUAUGCUCUUGUUAGGCGUAAGGCAACAGCUCCAGGUGAUGAUGGGAUCACAUACUCUGCCUUACGCCUCCUCCUGAAAGUCCCUGGUGAUCCCCUCUUACAGCUUUACAACCUCUGCCUCAGACAUGGAUAUGUGCCACAAGACUGGACAAAGAGGCUAAUUGUACCUGUUCCUAAGCAUGGCACUGACAAGUUUAUACCAAUAUCCCUUACAUCUUGUUUCUGUAAAGUGCUGGAACGGGUCCUCCUGAAUCGCCUUAUGUAUCGCCUUCAGGAUAAACUCUCACCCAGUUUAUAUGGUUUCUUGCCACAGUGCAGCACACACCACUGUCUAUUGGAGCUAUACACCCGCCUCUCCUCUACAAGUCUUGUGGCAUUCGUGGACCUGAAAAGCGCCUUUGACAUUGCAAAUCCAGAUGUGAUCCUCGACCAACUUGUGGACUUUGGUAUUUGUGGAAACCUAUUGCGAUGGAUACGAGGAUACCUAAGCAAUAGAUCACCCUAUGUCCUCUUUGAGGGUGCCUGCAGCACACCCAAGUGCUUUGGUCUUGGGACUCCACAGGGAGGAGUCCUUAGUCCAUUUCUUUUCAAUAUCCUUAUGCACCGCCUCAUCUCCAAGCUCCCUGACAUCCCAGGGACAACAAUAACAUGCUAUGCUGAUGACAUCUCACUCCAACUCCCCAGAAGAUUUGCAGCGGAGGAUCCAUGCUUCAGCUCGUCAGCCAACCCUCCAGCACAGGAACGACGAGCGGCCAGCGAGCAUCCAGCACUACGACCACUUCGCAUCUCGCCUUACAAGGACCGACGCCGCGGUCUGCAGGUCAGAAGACAUGAUGUGGUGGCUGCCCGGCUCCGGUUAGGCUCCAGACCCGUGUGGCAGGUGGGCGAGUCUGAGGACGUGCCCCAGUAUUCAUCAAGCAAGUUGUGCGACGCACACAAUGCCAGCCACCUACAGCAUUACUGCCUCGAUUGUCCGAAAGUGGCUGAUUUAAUACCAAACAGAGAUUCUGUCACAGAAAUUUCAAAUAGAUGA